AUGGCUGUUAGGCCCCAUGUUGAGCUUGUUUCGGUCAUUGUCUACCUACCCCAGACCCGUACACUUGAGUCAGAUAAUGAUUGGUAUGCCAGUGACGAUGCUUUUGUCGGUGAGCAUAACGGUUCCAUGAAAUGCGCUCCUGGUUGGUACUGCAUUUAUUACCGAAUUGAGACCGUCUUUCCCUUCUUUAGAUUACUAACUUGCGAUAUUCAUAGCUCCAACAUGGAUACAAAGCAUUGUUUUAAAUCUCCGUCGCAUGCCGUACUGAGUAUUGUGCUGUACCUGCUUAGCUAUGCAGAACACGACAAUCUCGACUAA
Fusarium graminearum PH-1 is the source of this 318-nucleotide messenger RNA. RefSeq lists its product as uncharacterized. Bases 1 to 318 code for a protein of 105 amino acids. The record is from RefSeq and is a predicted model, not a curated record. The transcript is spliced from 2 exons. NCBI's taxonomy places the organism in Eukaryota, Fungi, Ascomycota, Sordariomycetes, Hypocreales, Nectriaceae.